This is a messenger RNA of Saxophila tyrrhenica, 1908 nucleotides long. RefSeq names its product lysyl-tRNA synthetase. Gene Ontology annotation, biological process: lysyl-tRNA aminoacylation. Bases 1 to 1908 code for a protein of 635 amino acids. The transcript is spliced from 2 exons. The record is from RefSeq and is a predicted model, not a curated record. Lineage: Eukaryota; Fungi; Ascomycota; Dothideomycetes; Mycosphaerellales; Extremaceae. Gene Ontology annotation, cellular component: cytosol; cytoplasm. Gene Ontology annotation, molecular function: tRNA binding; lysine-tRNA ligase activity; ATP binding.
AUGUCGACGCAAGAGACAGCAGACACUGUCAAGGACGCAGUCCAGAACGUGGCAGACAAGGUCAAAGAUAUGACAACCUCAGACAGCCCACAGCCAAACCUUCUCAAGGAUGAAGUUACCGGCGAAAUGGUCAGCAAGACGGAGUUGAAGAAGAGGCAGAAGCAGCGCGAGAAGGACGCGAAGAAGGCAGAGAAGGAAGCCACCAAGCAACCUCCACCUCAGCCGAAGAGGAAGGCCGCGACACAAGAGGAGGAAGAGGGCAAAUUGAAUGCGAACAUCAAUUCACAAGUGCAUGCUAACAUGGGCGACCAGCAAUACUUCGAGAUCCGGUCACGCGCCGUCAAGCGUAUGAAGGAAACCAACAGCCCAAACCCAUACCCCCACAAGUUCCACGUCACCUACGAUCUUCGCAACUUCGAGUCCGAGUAUGGACAUCUCAAGAAGGGCGACUUGGUUCGCGACCGCACGAUCAGCAUAGGAUGCCGUAUCUACAACAUCCGACAGUCCGGCGAGAACCUGCGAUUCUACGAGGUUGCUGUAGACGGGGCAGAGAUCCAGAUCAUGGCGACGAACUUGGAAAACACCAGCACGAUCUCCUUCACCGAUCAGCACGAUCAUCUGCGGCGAGGAGACAUCAUCGGUGUCACUGGCUUUCCUGGACGCACCAGCCCGAAGAGAGAAGACAAUCCUGGCGAGCUCUCAAUCUUUGCGCAAGAAGUCAAGCUUCUCGCACCCUGCUUGCAUCAAAUCCCAUCCGAGCAUUACGGCUUCAAGGAUCAGGAAGAGAGGUACCGCAACCGCCACCUCGACCUUAUCAUGAACAAGUCGACAGUCGAGACCUUCAAGACGCGCGCACGGAUCAUCAAGUACAUCCGAAACUACUUCGACAACAACGGCUUCUACGAACUCGAGACACCCAUCUUGAUGAAGAGUGCAGGAGGCGCCACCGCCAAGCCCUUCUACACUGAGCACAACGAGCUGAAGAUGACGCUUGCCCUCCGGAUCGCCACCGAGCUACCUCUCAAGCAGCUGGUAAUUGGCGGCAUCCACAAGGUCUACGAGCUUGGUCGGCAAUUCCGGAACGAGGGUAUUGACUUGACACACAACCCCGAGUUCACUUCAUGCGAGUACUACGAAGCCUUCUCAGACGUCUACGAUGUUAUGGAGCGCACCGAAGAACUCGUAGAAGGCCUCGUCAAGGAUGUGACUGGCGGCACAGAGACCUCCUUUACCACACAGACCGGCGAGGUCUACAACGUCAACUGGGCCAAGCCAUGGAAGAGGGUGGAGAUGAUGCCCGCGCUCGAAGAAGCAUGCGGCGAGACCUUCCCACCCAGCGACCAGCUGCAUACUAAUGAGACCAACGACUUCCUCAAGCGCAUGCUCAAGAAGACUGGUGUCGAAUGCUCACCACCUCUGACUAACGCGCGCAUGAUCGACAAGCUCGUCGGUGAGUUCAUCGAGGAGAAGUGUGUCAACCCCACCUUCAUCACCGGUCACCCGCAGAUGAUGAGUCCACUCGCCAAGUACCACCGGAACAAUCCGGGUCUUUGCGAGCGCUUCGAGGCCUUCGUCUGCAAGAAGGAGAUCGUCAACGCGUACACCGAGUUGAACGAUCCCUUCGACCAGCGUCUCCGAUUCGAGGAGCAGGCACGGCAGAAGGCCCAGGGUGACGAUGAGGCUCAACCGCUCGACGAGGGAUUCUUGACCGCGAUGGAGUACGGGCUGCCACCGACUGGCGGUUGGGGCAUGGGCAUCGAUCGGAUGGUGAUGUUCUUGACGAACCACUACAGCAUCAAGGAGGUCUUGACGUUCCCAUUCAUGAAGGAUGAGCAGCAGGCGCCAAGGCCGAAGGCUGCGGAGGUCGCUGGUGUUGAGCCGAUGCCGGUGGAGGAUGCUCAUAAGUGA